AUGCCUGAAAACAGCAUCGUGUCAGAGGGUCAAGUGCCGGCAGUGCAACAACCGGUUCAGCCUCAAUCUCAGCCGCAGUCGCAACAAAGCUCGAAGAAAAUUACUGCAGGAGAAGCAGACCUGUAUUUGGAUCAAUAUAACUUCACAACCACUGCUGCGAUAGUGGGUUCUGUGGAUCGCAAAAUAUUUGUUCUUUUGAGGGAUGGCAAAAUGUUGUUUGGUGUACUAAGGACGUUUGACCAAUAUGCUAACCUGAUAUUGGAACAUAGUGUGGAGAGAAUAUACUUUACCGAGUCGAAUCAAUACGCGGAAGAAAACCGUGGUCUCUUUAUGGUACGUGGUGAGAAUGUGGUGAUGCUUGGAGAAGUAGAUAUAGACAAAGAAGACAAACCCUUGGCGUCGAUGGAGCGCAUACCAUUUUCCAAAGCCGCCAAAAUGAAAAAGCAAAACGACAACAUAAGAUAUAAAUUAGAAGUAGAAAAGGGUAAGCAACUAGCACGCUACGGUCAACUUUACGAAUUUCACAAAUCCGAUAUGUAUUAA
Zygotorulaspora mrakii is the source of this 543-nucleotide messenger RNA. RefSeq names its product Lsm1p (gene LSM1). Gene Ontology annotation, molecular function: RNA cap binding. Gene Ontology annotation, biological process: deadenylation-dependent decapping of nuclear-transcribed mRNA. Bases 1 to 543 code for a protein of 180 amino acids. The transcript has a single exon. The record is from RefSeq and is a predicted model, not a curated record. Lineage: Eukaryota; Fungi; Ascomycota; Saccharomycetes; Saccharomycetales; Saccharomycetaceae. Gene Ontology annotation, cellular component: Lsm1-7-Pat1 complex; P-body.